GCAGAAUUGCUACUUUCCAGCCGGCGCCUUUCAUUCAUAAGGGAGCCGAGCGGCGCUGGGUCAGGCUCAAUUUCACGCUUUUUGGACGCGGCUCUAGGGUAUUGCAAGGGCGGCUCCGCUCCGGGCUACACCUGGGAAGACGCUUCAGCAGGUUCGUUCCGUGGCUUGUUGCCGUCGUCAGCCCUCAGGAUGAAGAGGAACCUGGUCUGCUGGUCGCUCGUUGUCUUCCUCGCACUGUUGAGCCGGCACCGGGCAUGGGCGCUGGCAUGUGGGGAGCAGGAAUACUGGACCGUGGAGGGGGACUGUGCCCCCUGUGCGGAGUGUCCCCCCGGAGAGGAGCCGGAUAGGAAGUGCGGCUCUGGGCAAGGCCUAGGCGUGACCUGUCGAGCCUGCUCUCCGGGCACCUUCUCGGCCAGCCACAGCACAGCGCCCUGCUUGCCUCAGACCGCCUGUGAGGCCAGGAAGAGGGUCCACGCCAGCCCUGGGACAGCCGCAGCAGACAGCCGGUGUGGAGGCUGCAUGCCAGGGUUUUACAGCCCUGAAGGAGAGACGGACUCAACAGCCGAAUGCCUGCCAUGCUCUUCUGCUCCCAAAGGCGUGCCGGGCUGCCCAGGCGCGAAGCAGUGGCUGACCCGGCUGGCGAGGAACGUCGAGGCCCUGCACAGACGGGACGAGAGGGCGGCAUCCAAUGGCACGCGGGACGGGAAGCGGGAGGAACACACCACGCAGUACGCCGUGCUGGCCAUCGUGCCGGUCUUCUGUGUCAUGGGGCUGCUGGGCAUCCUCUUCUGCAACCUCCUGAAGAAGAAGGGCUACCACUGCACGGCCCACAAAGAGAGCGACGAGGACGUGGCGAAGGCGGAGAGAGGCGGUAAGGGCCACGGGGUGGGCUCUGCACGCUCUCCCCGCAAUCCCUGCUUAAGCGCUCGUGCCUAGCACCGACUGGGGCAGCAGGGGGCGUUCCGGAGGUAGGAGGGUGCUAUGUUGCCUUGCUGCACUGUAGCUCCAGAUGCCAGACCUCGACUGCCUCUCUAGCGCCCCACCGUGGCUGAUCUGAGUGUGGCACCCAUCUCUGUGCCCGCCCUUUGGGUGGCACGACAGGCACACUGGAAAUACCUGAGAUGAUGUGGAAGAACUAGACCAGCCCCAGCUAUGCCCCAGCCUGGCAGAGGGGAGAGAUUGGCCUCCGAGUCCCCCAGCCCAUGGGCACUGUGGGGGGCAGAGUGGGCACUGUGGAUGUGUGCUGGGAAGCCUGGCAGCCUGGGUGCAUUGACCGUACCAGUAAG
Chrysemys picta bellii (western painted turtle) is the source of this 1286-nucleotide messenger RNA. The record is from RefSeq and is a predicted model, not a curated record. Lineage: Eukaryota; Metazoa; Chordata; Testudines; Emydidae.